GGAGAGGGAAGUGUAUCUUUCUAGUAGGUAGUUGGAGUUUUUCUGAGCAGUAGCGCUUGACGCUUUAAAGGGGAGCCAUGAAGCCGCCAUCCCGCCGCCGCGCUGCCCCCGUGCGCUACAGCACCAGCGAGGAACACAAGGCGCCGCCGCCGCGGGUGACCUGGGCGGCUUGGAGCAUGCCAGAGCGGCGCCGCCUGCUGGCCGCGCUGAGGCAGCAGAGCCGCUGCCCGGAGAUCGACCUCCCGGCUCUGCAGUCCAGGGUGCCCGGCCGCAGCGCGCAGGAGAUCCUGGACUUCCUGCAGUUCCUGAAGGGCCGUGUGAACACGCAGGUGACGCAGACGCUGACCCAGCAGCGGCAGGAGCAGCAGAAGAACAAGGUGCCCGUGGAGCUGUGGGCGGACCUGGCGCAGGACAUGGCCGGGCAGCUGGAGGCGCCCAUCACGGCCGCUUUCUCGCAGAUGUUGGUGAUUGCUGCCACAGAGCCUAGUAGUCUCUUCCAUUCUUAUCCUCCUCGAUCUGUGCAACAAGUGGACCGAAUCAUCCAGGUACCCAAACGCCUACGGCACCAAGGCCCGUUCAAAGAGUUCCAGAACGUUGGGUCCUCCACCAGUCGGAAUCCCAGUGUGCCAAUUCGUCUGUCCGUUUCUGCUAAUCGGAGCCCAGGAACCCCAUCCUGCAGCAGUCAGAAGCCGACGCCCCCAUUGUCUUCUCCAGUGAGAGCCAAUCAGACCCAAGGACAUCAAACGUCAGCCAACAGCAGCCCAGCUGCAAGCACAUCGACCCCUCCCAGUCUGCCAACACCUUCCCCUGGCCCACAGUCCUCUAGUCUAAUCUCCGCCAGGCCUGGCUGCCUGCUGGCCUCCUCCACCUCUGUUUCCAGCCGGAAAGAGGCCCCUGCCCCCACGCCACUGAUCCCGUCCAGUGCUGACCAGUCCACCGUGCGCCACCCCACACAGACUCAAGGGUCUGGACUGCCUCUGUAUGUGAAUUUUGAAAAGCUGUACCGCUACUUCAACCCUUUGUCCCAUAAAAAGAAGGAGCCCAAGCUCACCGCUCUGGAGAGCGCAGUAAUGCUGGACCUCCUGCUGUCUCUUCCGGAGGAGCUCCCCCUGCUGGAUGGCCGCGAGCUGCAGCACCACCUGCGCCAGGUCCACAGCCGGCUCAGCUCUCCUGCCGAGCCCCGCCCCCUCGCAAGUCGCAAGCGCAAUUCAUCCCCCGGGGCCAGCGAGGCUGCGGGGGCCGACUGCAAGCUGCCGGACGAGGUGGGAGAACCCAGCUCCGCCGACAGUCGGGCUGGGGACAUUCCCUGUCCUGGGAGUAAUGAUUCUGGAGCUGGGAUGGGUGCCAGGUUGACCAGUGGCAUAGAAAACAGACCCACGGCCUCCAGUGGCAUGGCAAACGCUGAUGGCUCUUCCGGCAUGCCAGCCAACAUGCCUGACAAGGAAAAGCCCGAUGAAAGAGAGGUUAUCAGGCUGUCCCUUAUGAAUGACAAUAACAAUGCAGACGCAAUGGAAUCGGUCACCAGUCAAAGAGGGGUUUGCUCAGCAGCCAUAGUGUCCACCAAUCAAGAGAGAAGAACUGCAAGCUCAUCCGGUCCAGAGGGAGGUACUUCAUUACCCCUCAGUGAGCAGCCAGAACCAACGGCAAUACCAUCUGAUGAAGAUCCCUCCCACUUGCGUAGCUCAGAUGGAGCCAGACCCCAGCCAGGUGCCAACAGAGCCAAGCCGGACUUUGCAAAAGCAGGGUUGUGCCCGUUGAACCCUUUCAUGAUCCCGCUGAAGCUUCUUGUGAGGUCAGAAUCAAGACAGAGAGUCGGGUGAAGUCUUACAUUAUGUCAUGGUGCAAGUCCACUAGGAGUGACUUUACUGUGUGAAUAAGUUAUAUUUUAAGUCCUGCAUGUUACAUGUACCGGGGCAGUGUUAAUUUGCCAGAAAUUAAAAUGCUCUUGAUUCCCAGUUUAAGGUCAAUGGUGUAAAAUCAGGAUUACACUGUUAAUAGUGCGCCAGAAAGUGUUAUGGUAUAACUAGUAGUCCUUCUGUUCUUAAUUGACUUUUUUGUAUAUCACUCAGUUCAGUUGUUCAUCUGCAGUUUUAUUUUUUUAAAUAAUAAAAUGUAAAGUUUA
Molecule: messenger RNA, 2122 nt
Organism: Lepisosteus oculatus (spotted gar)
Lineage: Eukaryota; Metazoa; Chordata; Actinopteri; Semionotiformes; Lepisosteidae
Gene: snapc2
Product: small nuclear RNA activating complex, polypeptide 2
Biological process (GO): snRNA transcription
Cellular component (GO): nuclear body
Molecular function (GO): RNA polymerase II general transcription initiation factor activity
Source: RefSeq, a predicted model, not a curated record